This is a messenger RNA of Peromyscus eremicus (cactus mouse), 1767 nucleotides long. It is a transcript of the gene Hnrnpab, whose product is annotated as heterogeneous nuclear ribonucleoprotein A/B. Bases 229 to 1233 code for a protein of 334 amino acids. The record is from RefSeq and is a predicted model, not a curated record. Gene Ontology annotation, molecular function: RNA binding. The transcript is spliced from 8 exons. Lineage: Eukaryota; Metazoa; Chordata; Mammalia; Rodentia; Cricetidae. Gene Ontology annotation, cellular component: nucleoplasm. Gene Ontology annotation, biological process: regulation of gene expression.
AGAGCUCCACGAGUUGGCAUUGUCAGGCGGUGGCACCGCGCGGGAGGGAGCUCAGGUCUGACCCGCGGUCUGUGUGCGGCGGCGGCCGAGCGGAGCGACACCGUCGGUGGACGCGGACGAGUCCCCGGGGGUGCGAGCGUGAGCGCGGCCAAGCCCGCGGCGCCUUCCGCGGCGAGUAGGGCCUCGCGGCGUCAUCGGCGGCGAGGAGCCGCUGCGGCCUGGCCGACCAUGUCGGACGCGGCUGAGGAGCAGCCCAUGGAGACGACGGGCGCCACCGAGAACGGACACGAGGCCGCCCCCGAAGGCGAGGCCCCGAUCGAGCCCGGCGCUGGGGCAGCGGCCCCCGCAGCCCCGGCCGCGUCUGGGGGCGGAACCACGGCCACCCCGAGCGGGAACCAGAACGGCGCCGAGGGUGAUCAGAUCAACGCCAGCAAGAACGAGGAGGACGCGGGAAAAAUGUUCGUUGGUGGUUUGAGCUGGGAUACCAGCAAAAAAGAUUUAAAGGAUUAUUUUACUAAGUUUGGAGAGGUCGUUGACUGUACAAUUAAAAUGGAUCCCAACACUGGACGAUCAAGAGGGUUUGGGUUUAUCCUGUUCAAAGAUUCCUCCAGUGUGGAGAAGGUCUUAGACCAGAAGGAACACAGGCUGGAUGGUCGUGUUAUUGACCCUAAAAAAGCUAUGGCUAUGAAGAAGGAUCCUGUGAAGAAAAUAUUUGUGGGAGGUCUGAACCCUGAAGCCACAGAGGAAAAGAUCAGAGAAUACUUUGGCCAGUUUGGGGAGAUUGAAGCCAUUGAGCUUCCAAUAGAUCCCAAGUUGAACAAAAGACGGGGUUUUGUUUUUAUUACAUUUAAAGAGGAAGACCCUGUGAAGAAAGUUCUGGAGAAAAAGUUUCAUACUGUCAGUGGAAGCAAGUGUGAAAUCAAGGUUGCCCAGCCCAAAGAGGUGUAUCAGCAACAGCAGUAUGGCUCUGGGGGCCGAGGAAACCGCAACCGAGGGAACCGAGGCAGUGGUGGAGGUGGAGGUCAGAGUCAGAGUUGGAAUCAGGGCUACGGCAACUACUGGAACCAGGGCUACGGCUACCAGCAGGGCUACGGGCCCGGCUAUGGCGGCUACGACUACUCGCCCUAUGGCUAUUACGGCUACGGCCCCGGCUACGACUACAGUCAGGGUAGUACAAAUUACGGGAAGAGCCAGCGACGCGGUGGCCAUCAGAAUAACUACAAGCCAUACUGAGAGGCAGCAGGAGCGGCCGACUGACGACCGCACACGCUUUGUUUGGACGCGGAGUGAACACAAUUAUGUACCAAAUUUAACUUGGCAAACUUUUAUGGCCUGUCCCAUGUGCAUCUUAUUUAAAAUUUCCCCCGGAAAUCACUCUCCUGUUUACUAUUCCAGAGCUCUAGUUGUAGGCAGCGUGUGGCGUCUCAGAGGCCAGAGUGGCUUUAGGGGGCUGAUUUUAUUAUUACCAGGUUACCUUGUACUAGAUUGGAGGGUCUGCUUCCUGCUGCCGCUCUGCAGCCUGGACCUGUGGACCCUGGUUGUAAAGAGUAAACUGUAUCUUAGGAAACCAGUGUCACCUUUUCACCUUUUAAUUUUAUAUUAUUUGUGUCAUACAUUUCCAGUAAUGGAAGUGUUAAUUUUACUGUACUUUUUGGUACCUUUUGGGAAUCUAAUGUAUUGUAAGGUAUUUUACACGUGUCCUGAUUUUGCCACGACCUGGAUAUUGAAGCUAUCCAAGCUUUUGAAAUAAAAAUUAAAAAACCCCCA